This is a messenger RNA of Schistocerca gregaria, 1322 nucleotides long. RefSeq lists its product as uncharacterized. NCBI's taxonomy places the organism in Eukaryota, Metazoa, Arthropoda, Insecta, Orthoptera, Acrididae. The transcript has 8 exons. The record is from RefSeq and is a predicted model, not a curated record. Bases 81 to 1115 code for a protein of 344 amino acids.
GACAUUGGGGUUCUGUUCUCAUCCGUUUGCCUUCCACUGCCCAAGUUGUCGGUGACAGUUGAUCGCGGGUAAACAGAUUCAUGGCGGAUCAAUCAGAUAAAAACGGCAAACCAUGCCAGGAAGAAAACGGGAAAGAUAAGCCAACCCGGCCUUCAGCAUCAGGCGCCACAGAGGUGCAGCAGGGGCGCCAGUCGCGACCUCGAGAGCGGCAGAGCCGGCCCCUGGCGGGCAGGGACACGUCGCCCACGACGGCCUCUCUGACGUCUAGGGCGCUGCGGCUCUCGCGGCAGUUCCUGCAGCAGAAGGGCCGCCGCCUCAUGGAGUUGCCCCUGGGGCAGCGCGUGCUGGUCGUAGCGGACAAGGCGCUCGGCUGCGUCAUCCAAGCCUUGCGCUGGGCCGGCGUCCCUCCCGUCGACGUCCCGAUCGCCGAAGAUGUCGUGCUUCCACCGGAACCCCUCGGGUUGUCUCUCCGGGAACCGAUUACGACGCUCCUGCAAAUGAUAGGGUCGGCGAUGCACAUGGCUGCGAUGUUUCUGCGGCUCCAUAUUCCAGAUGGCGAGGAACUGAUGGGUCAGCUGAUGAGUUACCGACGCGAACUGGAGGAGCUUCGAAUGGUUCCGGGCAGGCCCCCUCGCGCCCAGUCUCCUGAGGUGCAGAGAUCCACUGCACUGGCUGGAUCAAACUCUUCCGCUAUACCACAACCCAGAACUGCCACACCAUCAGAGUCCUCUUCAACUAGCUCUAGCUCAGGAAGUACAGCACCUAUCACGGAAGAGAUGACUCAACGAUACUUCAGCCCGCCUCACUUCAGUACAGUUUCGACAAAUAGAGAGAGAGAAAAGAGCGACGGAGAGGAGGAAAAACAUCCAAAGGAAGACGAACGGAAAGACAGUGAAACACAGGAUGACCCUCAGCGGCCAGCGACGACGGCAGAGAAAGCGGAGAGGGAAGUCCUGAGCGUCGGCCAGCCGUCUACGUCAGCAGCACCUUCAGAAGAGGCAUUGGCUGAUGACAAAGGUGGUCCUCAGCCGGAGGCUAGCGGCGAUCGGAGGCAGUCUACAAAAUUCCCAAAACCUUCGCUGUUCAUGAAUUUAUUGGGUGUAAAGAUAGCCUGAAUUAUCAGCAUUCUAGCUUACGCACUCAUAACAAUUCGGUAGCAAAGUCAAUUGAUUAAAACUUCAGUUUCGUGCAGUACCUACCUGAGUUUGUCUUAAAAUACAUAUUAGUCUUAAGCUUGGCAUUCGGAGAUAAGAUGAGGCAAAAGUAUUUUAAGUGUUCUCUUGCAUGUACCAUACUUACAAUAAAGCGCUUUUUAAAAAUGA